GAUAGUGGGGUGACGUUGAUAUCGCCCAAUUCACCUGACUUUUGUCAAAUCUUGAAGUUGAGUACGAGUCAUAGGUACGAGUCGACUUCAGUAGAAUUCAAUUUCAUUAGUUUCACGUGAUCUGGGAAAAGUGGUUCUGCAAACAAAUUAACAAGUUGUUUCUGAGAAAAUGGGCCUGCAGAGGAACUUAGUGUUGGUUGUCAGUUGUGCAUUUUUGCUCAGUGUCUGUGCAGCUGAGUUUGUGCCUGUGUAUAUCUGGGGUACCCGCAGUGCUGGUGAACCAGUUCCAGCCUUGCACAAAAUCAGUCAAAGUUCCUUUAAAGAUGAAGUAGCGAACAAAUUGAGGGCCAAUUCACGAAUAAUUGUUUUUGCAGAGCAUUCGUUGAGUCCUGAAGAUUUCGGACAACGCGACAGAUCGGGAGAUCUAGCAUUCCCUAAUCUCUCCAAGCUGCGAAAAACUUCGAAAGUGACUUAUCUUUCAUAUGUACAAAAUCCAGUUAAAGCCAUCCAACUUGCAUCAGACGAUGUGGCUGAAAUCUCUAUUGAAAGACUGAGAGAAAACUUCGAAAUCCCAGAUUCAAAAAUUGUGAUCAUCGAUUUAAAUGAUGCUGAUGAGAACGAAAGGCGAUUUGAUAUGCUUAAAAGACACGAUGAUUUCAUUGCUUCCCUUUAUAGUAGUGUUUUGGAGAAGAACGAAAACGUUCUUGCGCUUUAUACCGCACACCAUGCAUCAUGGUUUUCAAUUUACCAAAUCCGGCAACUCUUAUUGGUAUCUACAGGAUAUACAUUUGACGGUAAAUAAUACCUCAUUCAAUCAAACAACCAACGGAACUAUUUAUGCCCCAUUGGGAUUCUCUUACGCGUGUGGCAAUCAAGUUUUCAAAUCUACAAAUCUAGCUGUUACAUUCCCACAAUUCCAAGUUCAACCAACGUCCUACAGAUCGACUCCCAGGACCAGGUCAUCUAAAUUUGAUGAUCCUUAUAAUUGUGUUGGUUUUACCACUAUUCCAAUUUGGUCUGGGCUUUUCGUAACCUUUAUUUUGUUACUGAUUAUGACCUUUGGAAUAACAAUGAUGAUGGAUAUCAAAACCAUGGACAGAUUUGAUGAUGCCAAAGGCAAAACAAUUACUAUUAACACUUCCGAAUAAACGUCUGAAUAAAAACAGUUAAAUGUUAAACAUUCUGCAGCAAAAUAAUAUACCAGUAUUAUGUGAAAAAUAAUGGUGUCUUCGAAAAUGUCCUACUCAAAUUUGGCACUUCAUUUUGAGGAAUUAAUAUUUUUAGAUAAUUGGUCCCAUAAAUACAAACAAUAAUAAUGCUCAAUUAUUAGGUGGUAUACCAAUUUUAAUUACCAGUAAAAUUUGGUGUGUAAGGACCAUGUUAUCACGUAAAGAAAGCCUUCCUUUAUUACCUAAACGCUUAAGGGCGGCCUGCUCUUGUGAUACCUAAGCUUUCUUUACUAUGCGCCACCCUUAACUCUUGUCAGGCGAUAAAACAGGCCUAACUGCCUAUAUACUAUUAACUGUUUUCUUUCUAUAUCCCCUGGACUUAACCGUACCCCUCUCAUUCCAUUUCUUCUUGAGAAUUUAUUAAAUGUUAAUUAGGUCAUAUGUUCAAACAGUUAUGCCUUAAGCCCGUGUCCCAUGCAUCAGUUUAUACGAUGGUACGAUGAUACGAAAGUGUUUCUCCAACCAAUAGAAACACUUUCGUACCAUCGUAUAAACUGAUGCAUGGGACACAGCCUUUAUUGUACAAUGUUUACACGUUGAAUCGAAAGAUAUAAUUAAUAAAGUACAUAACUGUUUGAUGAUUCCAAGAUGCUUUAGAUAGAUGUUAAAUGUGAAUACACGACUUAGAAAUUUGAUGUGCUCUUAAAAACAUCGUAUGUUUGAUACAACAUGACUUUAAACGAAUUAUUUUGUCCAGAAGAUUUAGAAAAUCAAAUUAUAUUAUACAUCUAUUAUGACAAUAGUAUUUUUAUUAUAUUUUGGAUCUAUAUUAACUAGAAACUGUUGGUAUAGUUGUAGAGCAACAUUGUUACAUCUGUAGUCUUGACGUUGUUAAAAUGUUUCUAUUUUGUGCUUUAGGCCUACUUUUACACCUUAGGUCUGCACUUGAAACGAAAAGAACUUAUUUUGUAGAAAUGUAUCUGAUGUGUUGAUUAAUUUGUACAUUUAGUCAGAUAUAUACAUAAUAGAAUUCGUUAGUGUUAUUUUAGUUCAAAUUUAUUUCUAGCAUUUUUGCUAAAUAUUAUUAAUCUUUUAUUUGUGUUCGUGAAACCGAAACCAAAUAUUUUUUCCUGUAUGUAAAUAUUUUUCAAUUGUAAAUUUCAGACAUGGGUGAUGGGUUAAAACUGAUUAUUUGUAUAGGUUGCUACUUAUAUGUUUUAUCGGUUUGUUAAUCAGACAAUUGUAGUAUUCUGUGUCAUUACAAUAAAAAAUCAAUCAACACUU
Messenger RNA from Dendroctonus ponderosae (mountain pine beetle), 2453 nucleotides. RefSeq names its product V-type proton ATPase subunit S1 (gene VhaAC45). Lineage: Eukaryota; Metazoa; Arthropoda; Insecta; Coleoptera; Curculionidae. Gene Ontology annotation, cellular component: proton-transporting V-type ATPase complex. The record is from RefSeq and is a predicted model, not a curated record.